AAAGCCGAUUGUAACGCAAGCAUUUCAUUUCGUGUGACAAACAAGUGAAAAUAACACGCAAUUAGAGGAAUCGGAAUCUAGCGGCAACUAUGUCUGAUGCGGAGCUGGAACAGACGCCCAGCGUGGGCCACGCGGAGGUGCAGCCGCCGGAGGAGGAGCAAGCGGCGGAUGACUACACAGAGGGCGGUCCACCGAGGACGCCGGUCGAAGAUGCGGCCGCCGAAUUGAGCGCCAGUCUGGAUGUCAGCGGCUCGGAUCAGUCGGCGGAACAGUCGCUGGACCUCAGUGGUGGUGUCCAGGUGGAGGAGACAUUGGAGUCGGAGCUACCAGCGAAGCGGCUGCAACGCGACAUCAGUCCCAUUUCCGAGGACAGCACUCCCACGAGCAGCACCUCGAACAGCUCCACUAGCACAUCCAGUUCCUCGCGCUAUGACGAUAUCAGCGAGGCGGAGGAGGCGCCUCCGGAACAGGAACAGCAGCAGGAGCAGCAGGAGCAGGAGCAGCAGGCUCAGGAUCAGGAGCAGGUGAAUAUGCCGGAACAGAAUCAGGGUCAGGUUGCCCAACAAGAGCAGGAAAUGGAGGUGGACCGGGACUUGGACACCGAGGAUGAUCCCUCUUCCAAUACUGUGAUCUGCGUGGCCGACAUCAAUGCCUAUGGCAGUGGCUCCAGUUCCUCACGAUACGACAAUAUAAGCGAGGCGGACGAGACGACUCCUGCAGAGCAGGAAGAGCAAGAGCAGGCCCAGAAUGAGGAGCAGGAGAAGAAGCCGGAGCAGGAUCGGGAUCUCCAGCAAGAGCAGGAAGUGGAGGUUGACAACGAGGAUAAGCCUGCUCCAAAAAAGAUGAUCUCUGUGGCGGACAUCAGUGACUAUGGCAGUGGUUCCAACAUCAACGACUACGUCAUAGAUCCCGAUGCGCCCACCAAGGCCAUUAUCACCGAGGUGGUCACCAUACCCGCUCCACUUCGCCUGAAGGGGGCAUCCCAACUGGGAAUACCGCAGGCUGCACCACUUCCGAUGCCUGUUGAGGAUGAAGUCCCCGAAACGCCCGCCUCGCCCACCGACGAUGGCGAGGAACCACCCAGCGUUGGCCAGUCCAGCCAUAUGCGCAGUCACGGCUCGCAGGACACAACCCAUCGCGAUCCCCGCCAGCGCCUGUCCUCGAUGCGCGUUCGCUACAUGCAGGAGGGCACCCAGCACCAGGUGCAGCAACCACUCGCCCGCCAGGCGGCGCCCCGCGAUCCCCGCCAGCGCUACAUGCCACCACCGACCGUGCUGCCCAGCCAAACCGUGCUCGGCGCCAAUGUCGAGGCCAUUUCCGAUGACAGCAGCGAGACGAGCAGCAGCGAGGACGACGACGAGGAGGAGGAGGAGGACGAGGACGAUGUGCUGACCCUGGACACGCACGACAGCACCUCCAGGGAGACGGUGAUCAGAACGGGCGGCGAUCCGCUGAUGCAGAAGAUCGAUAUAAACGAGAACCCGGAGAAGAUCUAUUAUAUUCGGCGCGACGAUGGCACUGUGCACGCCGGCCAGGUGCUGCAAUCGCGAGCUACGGAGAAUGCGGCCUCUCCGGAUGAGUAUUACGUGCACUAUGUGGGCCUGAAUCGCCGUCUGGACGGUUGGGUGGGCAGGCACCGCAUCUCGGACAACGCGGAUGACUUGGGCGGCAUUACUGUCCUGCCGGCACCACCGUUGGCCCCCGAUCAGCCCAGCACCAGCCGUGAGAUGCUGGCCCAACAGGCGGCCGCAGCGGCAGCGGCCUCCUCCGUCGAGCGCCAGAAGCGAGCGGGUAACAAGGACUACUAUCUGUCCUAUUGCGAGAACAAUCGCUAUGACUACAGCGACCGGAAGAUGACACGUUACCAGAAGCGGCGUUACGACGAGAUUAACCACGUGCAGAAGAGCCAUGCUGAGUUGACCGCCUCGCAGGCGGCACUCGAGAAGGAGCACGAGUCCAUCACCAAGAUCAAGUACAUUGAUAAGCUGCAGUUUGGCAACUACGAGAUAGACACCUGGUACUUUAGUCCCUUUCCCGAGGAAUACGGCAAGGCGAGGACUCUGUAUGUGUGCGAGUACUGCUUGAAGUAUAUGCGAUUUAGGAAUAGCUACGCCUACCAUCUGUACGAUUGCAAGAAGAGGCGUCCACCGGGCAGGGAGAUCUACCGUAAGGGCAACAUAUCCAUUUACGAGGUGAACGGCAAGGAGGAGUCACUGUACUGCCAGCUGCUCUGCCUGAUGGCCAAGCUCUUUUUGGACCACAAGGUGUUGUACUUCGAUAUGGAUCCGUUUUUCUUUUACAUCCUCUGCGAGACGGACAAGGAGGGUAGCCACAUUGUGGGCUAUUUUUCCAAGGAGAAGAAGUCACUGGACAACAACAAUGUGGCCUGCAUCCUCGUCCUGCCGCCGCAUCAGCGCAAGGGUUUCGGUAAGCUGCUCAUUGCCUUCAGCUAUGAGCUGUCGCGCAAGGAGGGCGUCAUCGGGAGUCCGGAGAAGCCGCUGUCGGAUCUCGGGAGGCUAAGCUACCGCAGCUAUUGGGCGUACACCCUGUUGGAUCUGAUGAAGAACCGCUGCUCGCCGGAGCAGACCACAAUCAAGGAACUGAGCGACAUGAGUGGCAUCACCCACGACGACAUCAUCUACACGCUGCAGUCCAUGAAGAUGAUCAAGUACUGGAAGGGCCAGAAUGUCAUCUGCGUUACGGCCAAGACCAUUCACGAUCACCUCCAGCUGCCGCAGUUCAAGCAGCCCAAGCUGACCAUCGACACCGAUUACCUCGUCUGGAAUCCCCAUAGUGCGCCGGCAGUGGCCAGAGUUCCGGGCAGUUCCGGCUAGCAUACGGAACCACGGGACCCCGUCCUGCUAUCAUCGCAAAUUAUUGUUAUAGACGAUGAUGAAGAUUAAGACACUUUUUUUUUCAUAUUUUUAAGGAGCCAUAAGAGUACAUACUAUAUAGAUUUUCUGACUUAAAACUGAAGCAUUUGGAGCAUUCAAAACAAUAAGCAAUGAAAAACUUGAGUUACGUUUUGUUCAAACAUUUGGUUUUCAGUUUUUUUUCAUAGUUGAUAGGGAAAACCUUACGGAUAGGCUGUUGUAACCCUUGUUGUUUGAAGCAAAUGUAAAAACUCUUAGUUACGCCAAAAUUUUUUUUUUCGUAGUCAAUAGGCUGUUGUAACCCUUAGUAUUCGAAGCAAGUGUAAAAACUCUUAUUUACGAAAUAGUUAUUUAAAGUAGAGCUAAAUCAUCUGAAGAUAUAAAUGUAAGCAAUUUGAAUGUAUUACUUCAUUAUUUACUUUAAUAUUUGCCAACUGCAAACGAAUAUCAAAAGUCUGCUUAAUCAUAAAACCUCAAGCAGCUAUAUUUUCAGAAAUCCAAGGACUUUAAACAGAAUCUAAUAACAAUAAACGUUUGUGUUUUUUUUUUUUUGAAGACAAUAAGUAUAUUUGUGUGUCCUGUCUUAAAUACGUUUUUCGUUACAUUAACGUCGUGAAUAAAAAAAAGGAAAGAAUACUUCUGCACACAAAGUCAACCAGUUUGAUUAUAUUUUAUUAAUACAUGUUUAUCUGUAACAUACAACUUGAAUACAUUUACUUUAUAUUAAAUCUAAUAAAAACCGAGAAACGGAGAACAUUCAAAAUUUA
Molecule: messenger RNA, 3640 nt
Organism: Drosophila elegans
Lineage: Eukaryota; Metazoa; Arthropoda; Insecta; Diptera; Drosophilidae
Gene: mof
Product: males-absent on the first protein
Exons: 1
Coding region: 90-2834 (914 amino acids)
Biological process (GO): regulation of DNA-templated transcription
Molecular function (GO): histone acetyltransferase activity
Source: RefSeq, a predicted model, not a curated record